Molecule: messenger RNA, 1819 nt
Organism: Scleropages formosus (Asian bonytongue)
Lineage: Eukaryota; Metazoa; Chordata; Actinopteri; Osteoglossiformes; Osteoglossidae
Gene: rbm42
Product: RNA binding motif protein 42
Exons: 11
Coding region: 147-1391 (414 amino acids)
Molecular function (GO): mRNA binding
Source: RefSeq, a predicted model, not a curated record
GGCGUCCGUUUUGAAUGGAGCAUGAAAGUUCACCAAAGAUAUGGAAUAUUAGAGCCUUAAUAUGUUAAUCUGUGUAUUUUGAACGCAAACCCCAUUAAUUGUGGAAGUUAAGUCAAGAUUCUUUAGAAGGAAACAGCACGGGAGCAAUGGCGGUGAAGUCGGGAGAGGAACGAUUGAAGGAAAUGGAGGCUGAGAUGGCUUUGUUUGAGCAGGAAGUAUUGGGUGGUCCGGUCUCUGGAGGAAGCCCAGCGGUGGUUGAAGCUGUGCCAGUGGCUCUGGCUGUCCAAGCUGUUCCUGCUGUGUCAGCUGUACCUGUAGUUCGCCCCAUAAUUGGCACCAACACAUACCAGCAGGUCCAACAGAGCCUGGAGGCGAGGGCAGCUACCUUUGUAGGACCUGCAUCCCCUGCUUUCGUGGGCCCAGCUGUGCCUCCAGUCAGGCCGCCGCCAGUGAUGAGACCUGCAUUUGUCCCACACAUCCUGCAAAGAGCAGGUGGUCAGCGAAUGCCCGUGAUGCGGGGACCCCCUCCGCAGGGCAUGAUGGCCCCACCCUUACCCCGACCACCACCUCCUCCCCCAAUGAUGAUGGCACCCCCCAUGCCGGGCCCCCCCCAGCAACCCAUGGGGCCUAUAGGUCCAAUGGGACCCAUAGGCCCAAUGCCACAGGUUGGAGGGAUGAACCCUAUGGUAUCAGUUCCACCACGCCCAGUGGUUCAAACACAGCCCAAACUCACUCCCGCCAUCAUUCAGGCUGCCCCAACUGUCUACACAGCGCCCCCAGCACCCAAGAAAAUUGACAACCGUGCCCAGAAACAAGCUCGUUUGGAGGAACUGGCCACCUCUGUCGCAGAGCAGCAAGCCAUAGUAGGAGCAGCUGGUCUCCUGGAUGCCAAGAAGGAGACUUCCACAACAGAUGAUGCCAUCAUUGGCCCCAGCAUGCCCGAGCCUGAGCCGGCCCACCCUGAGCCAGUAGAUGGUGCUGCUGAAGACAAGAAAAAGGGGAAGCAGGAGAAGGUGAAGAAAUGCAUCCGCACUGCAGCUGGCGUCUGCUGGGAGGACCAGAGCCUGCUGGAGUGGGAUUCAGAUGAUUUUCGGAUCUUCUGCGGAGACUUGGGCAAUGAGGUAAACGAUGACAUUCUGGCGCGAGCCUUCAGCCGGUACCCCUCCUUUCUUAAGGCCAAGGUGGUGCGGGAUAAGCGCACUGGCAAGACAAAGGGUUACGGCUUUGUCAGCUUCAAGGACCCAAACGACUACGUGCGCGCAAUGCGCGAAAUGAAUGGCAAAUAUGUAGGAAGCCGGCCCAUCAAGCUGAGGAAAAGCACAUGGAAAGACAGGAACCUCGAAGUGGUACGCAAGAAACAGAAGGAGAAAAAGAAGCUUGGUCUUAGAUAAACAUUUUCACUGGUAUAAGAGAGUCUCUCAGAAUGCUCUGUGUGUGUGUGUGUGUGUGUGUGUGUGUGUGUGUGUGUGUGUGUGUGUGUGUGUUUUGCAUGCCUGUUUUUGUGUGUCAGUGGCAGACACUGCACAGUGCUGGAGGGCUUUUCUUCUGUAUUAGAGUGUAAGUGUCAAGAGAGAUGGAUGGCAGAUAAAUUCAGAAACUAUUGACAGAGUAAAUGUUGCCACAUCUGGUUUAGUGAGUAAUAUGAUAGAUGUGUUCAGUUUAAUUGAAUGAGGCCCUGAGCACCAGCGUUACUUAAGUGACAGUUACUCUGCCAUAAAGCUCCCCUGGCUUUGCAUGAGAGAACUGAUUAUUUCUCAUCUGAGCUAGCUUUUCAAUAUUUGAAUUUCCUUCUUAGAAAUUUGUAACAGGCAAUAUGUCA